AUGGAUAAUGAAGCAAAUUUUAUAUGUUUGACAAAUGAUAAAGGUGUUGAUUAUAUUGAAUCAAUAAAGUUAUAUGAUGGUAAAAUAGUUGACUAUGGCGAACCAGGUUAUGUUGAAAAGCUAACAUUUCACAAUAUGUCGAGUUUCGAUAUCUAUAGUUCAGUAAACCAAAAGAACAAUUCAUAUAAUGUUCUUGAGCUUUUAGAUAAUCCAGACAAUGUUGCGCUAUCAUCUUUUAUCGUUGAAACUGAUUUUCAAUUUCCAGUUGCAUUUCCAAAUUAUCUUACAGUAAAAUCAUUUAUAUUUAAAGGUGCUUCACUAUCAUCCAAUAUACCAACAAGUUUAUUCACACCCUCAAUAGAAGUUUUUAUGUUCGAAGUUGCCAACUAUAAUAAAUCAUUAACUAUUGGUUUCAAUUCACAAAAUUCUUAUCCAAAUCUUAAAAAUAUUUCAAUAAGAAAUGCCAAUCUAUCAUCAUUUGAUUUUAUGAUUGAUAGCACUCACUACCCAAAGCUAACACAAUUUACUGUAUAUCAAUAUACAGUAGAAUUUAAACAAUAUCCAACAUCAUUGGUAGAAAUGUAUCUACAAUUUUCUGAUAUACAGUUAUCUGAUUUUACAGUUUUCCCAAAUCUAUAUACUUUGGAUAUAUCAUAUUGUAACUGUACUUUGGAAAAAGUAAAUAAUUUGAAAAGCUUGCGAAUUGCAUCUAUGAAUGCAAAUAUUCCUGAAAAAACAUGGUUCCAAAAUGGAUUUGACUUGACCAUUAUCAAUAGUACAAUGAGUGGAUUUUUUGGAGAUUUUGGAAUUUUGAAUCCAAGCAAAAUUCAUAUUGCCGCCUCCUUAAAUAUCUCUACAAAUUUAUAUCAAUCAAAUUGUUACACAGAUUACACAGCCUAUAAUACAGUGUUGGUAUCUCCAGACGUUCCAGAUUGUUUUUAUUGUUACUAUACAGAAAUGAUUCCAAGAUUACCAGUAAACACUCCUCAGCCACCACCCAAUUUCAAAUGUCCAAUCAAGCUUGAUAAAGUUAAUUUUGAAUUCCAAACUGGUAAACCUUUAAUAUUUACAGGUGAGAAUUUGGGAUUUGGAAUAGAUACUACAUUGCCAUUAAUAUUAAUAGUUCCAAAUAAGAAAUUUGCGUAUCAAUAUAGUUAUUAUCCUGCUAAGAAUAAUGGUAAUACAAAUAUUUCUUUUUCGAAUGCUUACAAUUACGACUAUCAUAUUCAAUGGGGACUCCCUUCUGAAAUAUUGUAUACACAAUCUUUUCCGAUUGCAAAAUCAAAUGAUACACGAUUGGUAAUAGUAGGAAAUUUGAAUCCAUAUUACUUUCCAUGGAAUAUAUAUGGAGAUGGAAAACCAUGUAUAAUAAAUGGUAAUUUUACUUACCAAGUUGACUGUACAAUCAAAGGAUAUCAAAGUCAAACUCCUAUAACUGUUGAAAUAAUGAGUGCGAUAUCUAAUACCUCAACAAUCUCUGCUGUUCCUCUUGUUAUUACAUCAGUUUCAAAUAUAACUAAUAAUGGAGGAAAUAUAACAAUUCAAGGUAAUUUUGGAGUUAAUCCAUAUUUGCCAUCGGUUCGAGUCGCAUUGGAUUCAUAUUUAGGGUAUAUUUACUUUUCAAACGAAACUACUUUACUUGUCAAGAUUAGAGCUGGUUAUCCAAUUUCUAAACAAAAUAUCAGUAUAACAUCAAAUGGUUAUUUUAUAGCAACCGAAUUCUAUAUACUUGCACCUCCAGAUGAUUGUGGUCCAAACUCAGCAUGUAACAAUAAUGGAAUAUGCGUUCAAGCUAGAUGUCAAUGCUUCAAAGGUUACAAUGGAUUCUAUUGCGAAUCAAAGAUUGAUGAUGGUGUUAUCAUUCUUCCAAAUGACCAAACUCCGUCACCCACGGUUGUCACCCAAGAUGGACUUCAAUUCAAAUUCAACAUCGUGGCAGUUCAAGAAUUGGAUGAAACAGGUACCGUUCUGAAAGAAGUUCUCACCAAUAAGUGGAAUUAUUCAACAACAUCCAAUGAAACUUAUACCACACACAACUAUACUAUAAAACCAUAUGCCUCUUUUCAAACUAUCAUUCAAGCGGUUAUCGACUAUUCAUCUAUGGAAAGAACCAUCCAAUUUGCAGGAUUGACAACAGUUUAUCAAGCUCAUUCUUUAAAGUUGUUGAUAAAUAUCAAAUACUGGCAAUUUGACAGUCCGCUAAACAGCAUCAGAGUUGUGAUGGAAAGUGACUUCCAAGUGGGUGAAGAUGACUGCAAAGAAUUGUCUCAAGAAAUUGGAACGGAUUCUAUCACAAACAAUUUGAAAUUCAUUAAGCUUUCUUUUGGUGGCACCUCUUACUAUGGCAGAUUCUUACCGUUUGCAAUGUCCGAUCGCAGAUUUGUUGCUGUUGACAAUCGACUUAUCAACAUGACAACCAUCAACAACACAACCGAAUCAUAUAUUGGAAUGACACUUCCAGCUUGUAGCCAACUGUGUACAAUCGAUCCUGAUUUUUCAUUAUUGCUAGAUAACGAUUAUGAUGAGGGAACCUGUGGCAAAGAGAAAAGUAAAGCAUGGAUGAUCGCUACCAUUGUAUCUGUUGUUGGAGUAGCUUUCAUAGGAGCUGCUAUCGCUACAGUUAUCUACCUGAAAAAACGAGCAAAAGUUAAAAAUGAAGAUAGCAAAUUGGAACAAAAGUUAAAUAAAUUAAAAAAUAACACUUAA
This is a messenger RNA of Heterostelium album PN500, 2706 nucleotides long. RefSeq names its product calcium-binding EGF-like domain-containing protein. NCBI's taxonomy places the organism in Eukaryota, Evosea, Eumycetozoa, Acytosteliales, Acytosteliaceae. The record is from RefSeq and is a predicted model, not a curated record. Bases 1 to 2706 code for a protein of 901 amino acids. The transcript has 16 exons.